AUGGCACUGGCCAAUUCAGCCGAGGGCUGGUUCGCCUGGUGCAUGACCUGGUUUGACCAGUCUGUGCCGGGAGAGCCAGAGGCGCCAGCAGCGGCUGAGGAACCCAGUACCAUGCAGAAGGACUUCGAGCAGGAAGCGGCUACUCCGGAGGCAGCGAGCACGCCGGAAGCAGCUUUGCCUGCCAAGGAAGAGGUGUUUGCUGCUGGCGACAUUGUCGUCAUCGAAGGGCUACUGCGGCAUCCUCAAUUCAACGGCGUCUCCGGGACCAUCCUGCUGGAAGAUACGGUCACGGGCCGCUACCAGGUGCAGCUUCUCGGUUCGGAAGAAGUUGCUCAAGUUCGGAGCCACAACCUUCGAUUGUUUGACCAGUCUGUGCUGGGAGAGCCAAAGGCAGCGAGCACGCCGGAAGCAGCUUUGCCUGCCAAGGAAGAGGUGUUUGCUGCUGGCGACAUUGUCGUCAUCGAAGGGCUACUGCGGCAUCCUCAAUUCAACGGCGUCUCCGGGACCAUCCUGCUGGAAGAUACGGUCACGGGCCGCUACCAGGUGCAGCUUCUCGGUUCGGAAGAAGUUGCUCAAGUUCGGAGCCACAACCUUCGAUUGCUGGUGCCGAACACCUUCGGUGAUCACGACGAGUGGCGGAAGCUGGAUGAGGAUGCUGCGGUGAAGGAUGAGUGGUGGCGGAAUUUCAUCCAGGGUGUUCAUGAACUUAUGGGAGAGAUAGAAGAGAUGAAGGCUCGUCGCCUGCAGGCUGCCAUGAAGCUGCCAAAGGGUGUCGGGUGGCCGGAAGACGACCGGGCCCGGAGCGUGGCCGAAGUUCUGUUCGAGAGCAUGUGGAAGUCCCAGACUCAGACGAAGCCACUCUCCGACCGCCGGCAGGUGUAUAUGGAAGCGUGCCGGAAGUGGCAUCCAGACAAGAACCUGAAGAACCAGGAGACCGCCACGCAGAUUUUCCAGUUCCUGCAGAUGGUGAAAGACUGGUAUCUCGAGGGUGGCAGAAUGGUGGAUGCAAAGCGUAAGCUGUAG
Molecule: messenger RNA, 1023 nt
Organism: Symbiodinium sp. CCMP2592
Lineage: Eukaryota; Dinophyceae; Suessiales; Symbiodiniaceae
Source: the annotation of a GenBank genome assembly